This is a messenger RNA of Oncorhynchus mykiss (rainbow trout), 2102 nucleotides long. The record is from RefSeq and is a predicted model, not a curated record. NCBI's taxonomy places the organism in Eukaryota, Metazoa, Chordata, Actinopteri, Salmoniformes, Salmonidae.
CUCUGAGAUGAGACCAGUCACACUUGUCUUGUUAGCUCUGUUCACCGGGGCAGUGACUCCCUACUGCAGAAGACUCUGUCUGACUCUGGACCCGAGCACUGAGCUACCACACACUAGAGAGGAUGGGGAGACAAGAGGUUCCACUUUAAACAACUCCGCUGGAGACGCUCUCACUCACUGUAGAAUGAAUCUGCUUCUGAAAGAUGAACGCACAAUUCAAGAGGACUGGAUGGUGCUAUUCCCCAGAGAGGAGAUCAACAGAAACUCUGAACUUGUACCGGCUGUGACUCUGGGCUACAACGUCUAUUCCAUCUGUGGGAGGGACAACCUGCUGCGAGCCGUUCUGGAACCUUUGAAAGGAGGGGAGCAGAGAGAGCCGACAGGACUGCGGAGCUGCGGCCGCAGCAGGGUGCUGGCGCUGGUGGGACACUCCUCCUCUGGUCUCGGCAGCUCCUCACACUGGCUACAGAUGAUCCACAUAUGUACUUGUGCAUGUCUGAGAGACAGAGAUGUUAACCCCAGAGCCAUUCUCCUCAGAGCAGAGUCCAGUCACUGUGCCCAGAACCUAGCCCCGAUGCUGCCCCUGACAUGCUGGAGCAGAGUGGAUGUUGUCUGUGGGACAUGCAUACCGGAGGGUAAAGCUGAGGGUCAGGCUCCCUUACAUGAGGUGAAGGGGUUUGUUCUCCCCGGCCUGACUGAGUUCUUACUAAAUCUGAUACCCUGGGAUGGAUCACAGAGUACCUUUAUCUGUGACUGGAGCCUGGCUGCUCAGCAGUGGCUGUGCUCCCCUCUACCUGAGGGCCGAGCAUGGUUCCAGGUCCAUAGGGUCAUGUGUGCAUUGACAACGGCAGCUGACAUGAGAAAGGAAUGCAGCGACAGUCAUACUGAGUCUGACUGUAUAAAAUAUGCUGUAUUGACACCAAACCAGCUACCAAAGGCGGCGUGCAUAAAUAUAUCUCCGCUGGGCAGAUGGAGUGAUGCUAACACAGGAGUAGCACGUUGUUUCAACCUAAAAGUGACGACAGACAGAGAACAUGGUCAGAAAAAUGAUGCUAGUAACUAUAUCCCACAUAUCCUGCAGAGCAGCCAUCGGUGUGUCUCUUAUGGCUGGGUGGAAGAAGGACUUCUGCUGACGGCUCUGUUCUGGCUUAUGAUCUACACCAGUAGAUCUCACAGAGACACCAGAAAGCUGAGCUUCCUGCUGCUCAUCACACAGACUCUGUGUUCUCUCUCACCUCUCACCGCCAUUGGCCGGCCCUCUGAGUGGUCCUGUAUGCUGCGUCACACAGCGUUUGGGAUCACCUUCGUCCUCUGCAUCUCUUGUGUUCUGGGGAAAACAAUAGUGGUGUUGAUGGCCUUCAGGGCUACACUUCCAGCCAGUAAAGUCAUGAAAUGGUUUGGUCCUCCACAGCAGAGACUCAGCGUUCUGGCGUUCACUCUCAUACAGGUCUCGAUAUGUGUGCUUUGGUUAACAGUCUCACCUCCUUUCCCCUACAUAGGGCUCCUAGCCUUCUUGUGCUUUGUUCUGGUCUCUCUGGUCAAUAAGCUACCUUCUAUGCAAGCUAAGUUCAUUUUAUUGACUGUUCUUAUACAUGUACAAUUAGCAGCAUGGUUGCAAACCUCCAGGGCACCAACAAGGUAUAAACUGGUCAUUGAGAUACAUUCAACAUAGCUAGAUGUCUAAACCUAGAAACUGAAAGGUUGUACACGAGGGAUGGGCAACUCCAGUCCUCAAGGGCCUAAUUGGUGUCACACUUUUGCCCCAGUCUCAGCUAACAAACCUGACUCCAAUAUUCAACUAAUCAUGAUCUUCGGUUUAGAAUGCAAGUAGUUUCAUCAGGUGUGUUAGCUACGGAUGGGGGGAAAGAGUGACACCAAUCAGGCCCCGCCGAGGACUGGAGUUGCCCAUCCCGGUUGUACAUAAAUUCAUUGUUUUCUAAUCACUUGUUAAUAUUAUCCAUAGUUAUAAAAUAGCUUUGUAACCACAAUAAUUUUACUUAACUAGGCAAGUCAGUUAAGAACAUUUUUUUUUUGUUGAUGGCCUAGGAACAGUGGGCUAACUGCCUUGUUCAGGUGCAUAAUAACAGAUUUUUACCUUGUCA